AUGAAUAUGCUCAUUGCUCAAGAAGAAGACGACGACGAUGAUCAAGUUAACACAUUUACUCACUGUCACUAACAAGCUUCCUCAUUCUUCCGAAUCAUGCUAUUCGAUUUGGAACCCUAAUCGUUCCUUGUCUCUCUCUUCCCCUUUCCAUUCCCAUUGCUAUUCUCUCACAGAUCACAGGGUACUCCACAGGGUUCUUGAACAAUGCAGAGUUUCCAGGGAUUCCAAAACUGCAGCAAAAACCCAUGCAAGGGUUGUAGUACUUGGGUAUGCUACGUACCCAUCACUUGUUUCUUCUCUGGUUUCAACCUAUGCUAACUGUCACCUACCCCACAUUGCAAAUCACGUUGUUCAUCAUGCUUUCACCCAUGUUUCGAACCUAUUCAACAUGAACUUGAUACUUGAAAGGUUGAUGAAAGUUGGGCAAUGCGAUGUUGCCAAGAAGGUGUUUGUUAAAAUGCCUGUUCGAGAUGUUGUUUCUUGGAACACCAUGAUUGGAGGGUACGUGAAGAACUCGCGGGUUGUUGAUGCACUGAGCAUUUUCAGGGGGAUGCUGAAUGCUAAAGUUGAGCCCGACGGGUUCACAUUUGCUUCUGUGGUUACUGCGUGCGCACGCCUUGGGGCUCUUGCUAAUGCCAAGUGGGUGCAUACUUUGAUGGUGGAGAAGAGGAUUGAGCUGAACUAUAUACUGAGUGCUGCAUUGAUUGACAUGUAUGCUAAGUGUGGUAGAAUUGAUGUUUCGAAAUGUGUUUUUGAAGAUGGUGUGCGCGAUCAUGUGUCGGUUUGGAAUGCUAUGAUUAAUGGGUUGGCAAUUCACGGGCUUGCUUUGGAUGCAGCUGCAGUGUUUUCUAGGAUGGAGAUGGAAAAUGUUUCGCCUGAUAGUGUUACUUUUAUUGGGAUUCUGAUAGCUUGUAGCCAUUGUGGAUUGGUUGAAGAAGGUCGUAAGUACUUUGAUAUGAUGCAGAACCAAUUUUUAAUUCAGCCACAACUUGAGCAUUAUGGUACCAUGGUUGAUCUGUUAGGACGAUCAGGGCUUUUGGAUGACGCGUAUGACAUGAUUAAAGCUAUGCCAAUUGAGCCCGAUGUUGUUAUCUGGAGAGCACUUUUGAGUGCUUGUAGAAACCAUAGAAAGAAAGAACUUGGUGAAGUUGCAAUUGCCAAUAUAUCACGUCUUGAGAGUGGUGAUUUCGUCCUGCUAUCGAAUAUGUAUUGCUCUUUAAAGAACUGGGAUAGUGCUGAGAGGGUGAGACAGAUGAUGAAAAAGGGAGGAGUUCAUAAAAAACAGGGUAAGAGUUGGAUUGAAUUGGGGGGCAGCAUUCACCAAUUCAAGGCAGCCAAUCACUCGCAUGCUGAAAUGAAAGCAAUUUACAGAGUGUUGGAAGGACUGAACCAAAGGGCUAAGCUGGAAGGCUUUGCUCCCAUGACAGAGUUGGUUUUGAUGGAUGUUUCCGAAGAGGAAAAAGAGGAAAAUUUAAACUUUCAUAGUGAGAAGUUGGCCUUGGUCUAUGCCGUGUUGAAAACUAGCCCUGGAACUAAAAUCAGAAUUUUCAAGAAUCUUCGUAUCUGUCAAGACUGUCAUAAUUGGAUAAAAAUUGUGUCCAGAAUAUUAAACAGAGAAAUAAUCGUGAGGGAUCGCAUCCGUUUUCACCAAUUUGAAGGUGGUUUUUGCUCUUGCAGAGACUACUGGUAGA
This is a messenger RNA of Arachis duranensis, 1691 nucleotides long. RefSeq names its product pentatricopeptide repeat-containing protein At5g50990. Lineage: Eukaryota; Viridiplantae; Streptophyta; Magnoliopsida; Fabales; Fabaceae. The record is from RefSeq and is a predicted model, not a curated record. Gene Ontology annotation, molecular function: RNA binding; protein binding; zinc ion binding. Gene Ontology annotation, biological process: RNA modification. The transcript is spliced from 2 exons. The coding region runs from base 38 to 1690 and encodes 550 amino acids.